Molecule: messenger RNA, 2032 nt
Organism: Lacerta agilis (Sand lizard)
Lineage: Eukaryota; Metazoa; Chordata; Lepidosauria; Squamata; Lacertidae
Product: centromere protein C-like
Biological process (GO): kinetochore assembly; spindle attachment to meiosis I kinetochore; attachment of mitotic spindle microtubules to kinetochore
Cellular component (GO): kinetochore
Molecular function (GO): centromeric DNA binding
Source: RefSeq, a predicted model, not a curated record
AAGGAAAGAAACAAAGGGACUUUCAGCAUGUUUUGCUAUCUCUUCCUGUCAAAAGAAAAUACCAGAGUCUGUAGCAUCAUUAGAUGCCAUGACAAGAUCUAAGGAACGAAAUACAGCCAGUAUAGAGCCAGAAGACGAGUGUGAGUUUGUGAUAGAGGAAUCAUUUGGAUUCAGUUCUACACCUUGGAAUUCAACACCCCAAAGGAACAAAAAGCAACAGAAAGUCAACUUAAUAGCUGCAUCAUCUGAAGGGGGGAGAAAAGCUAAGCAGCAGAGUGUAAGAAGACAAAAUAAAAGGACAUCAGAGAAACUUGUUACACCAGCGCCAAUAAAGCAAAGCAAACAGAAGUUAAUUAACGCUGCUGAAACAACUGUUAACGGAAUGCAGAAUGUUUCAAGGACUAAUGAAAGAAUCGCUGUGGAAGGCGGCCACUCACAGCUAACUGUAAAUACCAUCCAGAAGUCAUCCCAGCAUCAGCGAUCUAUGAAGCAGAGCUGCUCAAAAGUUAAGCCUUUGGUGGUAUCAUGUGAUGAAGGUUGCCAGGAUUCUGUAAGUCCUGUAGAGGUACACUCAGAACGGAUUCCUUCUUCAGGCCACAGUGUUUUGGAAGCGCCAUUGUCUGCGACAAGUACAGGUGAGCAAUUACCUUGCAGUAAAAAACCCGUGAGACAAAGACAUUCCAAAAGGAAGCCAUCGGUAGAAAUUCACGAAGAUUAUAGGCAAGAAUGCACACCUGCAGCUGUGUCCCCACAGCGUCAUCAAAAGUCCAUAGACGCCGAGGAACCGGCUCCUGUUCAGGGGAAAAAAUCAUCAAAGCGCAAGCAGUCCAUUACACCUGCAGCCCAAAGGUCGUCACGCAGCAAAUCGGCUAAGAGGCGAAAGCCUGAAAAAACGCCGCCUCGAAAAGAUUUGGAAACGGCAGUGAGUACUGUUAAAAGACCUAGAAGGAAAAACAAGGUGCUGGUUUCGAGUGAUAGCUCUGAAAGCGUGCAUGGAGGAGGAGAACAGUGUGGUGAAGAGGGUGAAGCCCCUGGAGGUAGUAAGAGGGUGCCGGUUUCAGAGCAGAUCUCAGGAAACGAGAGUGGUGAAGUGGGUGGAAGCCCCUGUGAUGAACCAGUAAGCAAACCGAGGAAGACGUUGCCUCGGGAAGUAAGACUGACUCCCUUAGCAAGUGCUGGAGAAAGUGGAAUUUCCUUCUGCCAAGAGGAUUGUUCUGAACAGCAUGUGGCAGAAAAAAUAUUAAACACUUCUAUGGAACGAAAAGAAAACAAUGCACGUUCCUUGCAUGGCCUUGUUUCUCAAAAUAAAACUUCUUCAAAACAUCAGAUUGCUGUUAACAGGGAGGAUUCAACAUCAGAUGAAUCUGAAGACUUGGAAGAGGAGCAAUGUCUGACUUACUCAAGUGCACUGAAGCGCAAAAUGAUACUGCCUUCCAACACGCCCAGUGUUCGCCGGACCAAAAGAAUGCGUAUUAAACCAUUGGAGUACUGGCGAGGAGAACGGGUGAAAUACAAGAUGACACCUUCAGGUGGCUUUGUAGUCGAUGGGGUAAUAUCGCCUGAACAGAGAGAACCCAAGAAACUAAAACCUAAAAGGACAAUACCUGCUCUGGAGUUUGACGCACCCGAUGACUCAGCUGUUACCUUAAAAAGUCUUUCUCAGCCAGCUGUUGUGUUUGAUAAAGAUGCCAAUAAAGAGGUUCUUCUAGACUGUGUGAGCAGCAGUACUUCGCAUUUGCUUUUCAUCAGUGAUGACACGGUGUCCAUAUAUAAACAUCUGAAUACCCCUUUCUUUUCUGCCGGCAAACUGAUACUAAAGCCAUUAAAAGAAAAGGGAUUUCAGUAUUCCCACACAGAUACGCUGGUUUAUCACAUUUCCUGUGGAAAGCUCCUUUUGACGCUGUACGACCAGUGCUACCGUCUGACUGCCGGAGACUAUUUUUUUAUCCCGCCGGGGAACGUGUACAACAUACGUAAUCUCUUGAAUAAAGAAUGUGUUGUCUUCUUCACUCAAAUGAAAGGAAGCAGGUAA